AUGGAUAAAGAAGAGAACUACUCAGCAAGUUUUAUCGGGCUAGAUUACUCUCUAGACCACCACCAUCAUCAUCAACAAGAUCACCUCGAACUCGGGAAGCCGCCGAUAGGUGAAACUUCUGGUGAUGAUGACAACAACAAUGGGAUGAUUGAUUAUAUGCUCAACAAUCCUCAACAACAUCAACAAAUGUCAUCCGGCUUUUGUACUUCUUCUUCUUUCGAUAAAUUGAGCUUUGCUGAUGUGAUGCAAUUUGCUGAUUUUGGGCCUAAGUUGGCCUUGAAUCAAACCAAGAUAUCGGAGGAAGAAACUGGGAUUGAUCCGGUUUACUUCCUUAAGUUUCCUGUUCUGAAUGAUAAGAUUGACGAACAAUCUCUAAUGGCUCCUCAACUAGGUGGAGAAAGUGAAGAGAGGUUGUUUACAGGAGUGAUAAGUAGUGGGGAAAAUAGGGCAGGAAUGGUGGGGGAAGAGAGGGGUGUUAUGGAAGAUGAAGAAGCUAGGCUUUCGGUUAAUAACUCGGUGCAACUUCAGUUUCUUGGAGAUCAAGAUCUUCAAAACAAGAAGCCUAUAUCAGAAGUGAAGAACAAGAGAAAAAGACCAAGAACUACCAAGACAAGCGAGGAAGUUGAGAGCCAAAGAAUGACUCAUAUUGCAGUUGAAAGAAAUCGAAGAAAGCAAAUGAAUGAGCAUCUUCGAGUCUUGAGGUCUCUCAUGCCAGGAUCAUAUGUACAGAGGGGAGAUCAAGCUUCAAUAAUUGGUGGAGCCAUCGAGUUUGUGAGAGAAUUGGAGCAACUACUUCAAUGCCUAGAAUCCCAGAAGCGACGAAGACUAAUGGACGAUUCCUCUAUUGCAAUCCAACAACCAGCUCAGCCUGCAUUCUUUCCUCCAGUUCCUCUACCAAACGAUCAAAUGAAGCUUGUAGAUUUCGAGACAGGACUCCGUGAAGAAACAGCUGAAAACAAGUCUUGCUUGGCUGAUGUUGAAGUGAAGGUUUUAGGGUUUGACGCCAUGAUCAAGAUCCUCUCUAGGAGAAGGCCAGGCCAGCUCAUUCAGGCCAUCGCAGCACUAGAAGAUUUGCAGCUGAACAUACUUCACACCAACAUUACCACCAUCGAACAAACUGUUCUAUAUUCAUUUAAUGUCAAGAUUGCAACCGAUUCUAGGUUUACUGCAGAAGACAUAGCAAGCUCAGUUCAACAGAUAUUCUCUUUCCUUCAUGCAAACAGCAGCAUGUGA
Molecule: messenger RNA, 1233 nt
Organism: Dovyalis caffra
Lineage: Eukaryota; Viridiplantae; Streptophyta; Magnoliopsida; Malpighiales; Salicaceae
Source: the annotation of a GenBank genome assembly